This is a messenger RNA of Lachnellula hyalina, 852 nucleotides long. RefSeq names its product Proteasome subunit beta type-5 (gene PRE2). Gene Ontology annotation, molecular function: threonine-type endopeptidase activity. Gene Ontology annotation, cellular component: proteasome core complex. The transcript is spliced from 3 exons. Lineage: Eukaryota; Fungi; Ascomycota; Leotiomycetes; Helotiales; Lachnaceae. The record is from RefSeq and is a predicted model, not a curated record. The coding region runs from base 1 to 852 and encodes 283 amino acids.
AUGGAUACCCUCGUAGCGCAAUACAGCAGGCCGAUGUUCGAGAAGGAGAACAUCUCGGAAGAGGAUCAACUAGAGCUGUACCAAGCUACCCCAAGCUUGUCCCUCAAGUUCGCCAUGCCUCCUGUAGCUCAACCUUCCGCUUGGCUUCGAGCCGCAACAGACGACCAUGCCAACCCCAACUGCCCCAUCAAGAUCGCACACGGUACUACAACAUUAGCAUUCAGAUUCCAGGGCGGUAUUAUCGUAGCUACGGACUCGAGAGCGACGGCUGGCAACUGGAUUGCGUCGCAGACGGUCAAGAAGGUCAUCGAGAUCAACAGUUGUUUACUUGGUACAAUGGCUGGUGGAGCUGCUGAUUGUCAAUACUGGCUCGCCUACCUAGGAAUGCAAUGCCGCCUGCACGAACUCCGCCACAAACGCCGCAUCUCCGUCGCCGCCGCCUCCAAGAUCCUCGCCAACCUCGUCUACUCGUACAAGGGCAGGGGCCUGUCCAUGGGCACCAUGUGCGCCGGCGUGACGCCUUCGGAAGGCCCCGCGCUCUACUACAUCGACUCGGACGGCACGCGGCUGGCAGGAAACCUCUUCUGCGUUGGUUCUGGCCAGACGUUUGCUUAUGGUGUGCUGGAUGCGGAAUAUCGGUAUGAUUUGAGCGAGAAGGAGGCGCUGGAGCUAGGCAGUAGGAGUAUUUUGGCUGCGACGCAUAGGGAUGCAUACUCGGGUGGGUUUAUUAACUUGUAUCACGUCAAGGAGGAUGGAUGGGUGAAGCAUGGUUUCAGUGAUACGAACCCGAUUUUCUGGAAGACGAAGCUGGAGAAGGGCGAGUUCUCAAAUGUUACGAGCGAGCUGGUGUAA